Molecule: messenger RNA, 237 nt
Organism: Auanema sp. JU1783
Lineage: Eukaryota; Metazoa; Nematoda; Chromadorea; Rhabditida; Rhabditidae
Source: the annotation of a GenBank genome assembly
AUGUUCUUCCUCAACUGUUCUUCAGAUUCUUGCAAAUCCUUCAAACAAGUUGAAGAAUGUGACUUCUUGGGCAUUUGCUCAAACUGUCAUCUUAAAGGAGAUGAAGAACUGUUUGGGGUCCUUAGAUCCAACAAUGAUUCUCUAGUCAAUAUUGAUUUGAAAGCUAUCUGUUGCUGUAGAAGCUAUUGCGUGGUCUUCGAAACUUCAUCGAAAUCACAAAACAGUUCCUUUGGUUGA